AUGAUCAAAAUGCUACGUUCAAGGGCCCUAACGUCUGUUCUUAACAAAGAAAAUACUGGAGGCAUUAAAACGAUUCUUCUAAUAAGUACCGAAGGGGUUCUGUUUGCGUACACAAGCUUUUCGGAAGAUGUCGAACGCACAAAGGCCGCAAUUACAGCUAGCAUUUGGAAUCUUUAUCAACGUCAGCUCGACCAAAGAGGCGCCCAUAGUGCGCCCAAUCUUUUGCAAUAA
Molecule: messenger RNA, 231 nt
Organism: Protopolystoma xenopodis
Lineage: Eukaryota; Metazoa; Platyhelminthes; Monogenea; Polystomatidea; Polystomatidae
Source: the annotation of a GenBank genome assembly